This is a messenger RNA of Solanum pennellii, 1998 nucleotides long. RefSeq lists its product as uncharacterized. NCBI's taxonomy places the organism in Eukaryota, Viridiplantae, Streptophyta, Magnoliopsida, Solanales, Solanaceae. Bases 929 to 1597 code for a protein of 222 amino acids. The transcript is spliced from 2 exons. The record is from RefSeq and is a predicted model, not a curated record.
ACCUUUCACUACCACACCUCCUUUCAAUACUGCUACUGCAGAUGGUGCUACUAAUGAUGAAAUAGAUGUUGGUUCUGCUGGACCUGAUUUCUCAGAAGAAGAAGUUUUGGAUUCUGAUUAUUCAACUGAGGACAGUGUUGAGUCUGAAGCUGAAUUAGUUGCAGAUGAUGAUGAGGAGGAGUAUGGUAGUGAUGUACAUGAGGAGGUUAGAGAGUUGAUGGCUAAAAAGAGAAGUUUUCAAAGGAGGAAAGAAGGGAAAGAGUAGUAGCUGACAAUGAAGAGGUACCAGUAGGUGAAGCUGGACCAGAUCUAGGUUUUCAUGAAACUGGAACCGGUAAAGUAAGUCAUAAAGGAAGGCUAGGAGGAGAUGAGCCUUACUUUGCAAGUUCUGAUGAGGGCAGUUUUGAGUUAGAGGACGAUGAGUGUUGUAAUGAUAAUGAACAUGAAUCUAGUAGCUAAAGAAGGGUAAAGUUGUCAAGAAAGAGGAGUUCAAAACCUCAAAAAAUCAUUCAUUAUCCUACAACAAAGAAAGUUGUGUGGCAGUUGGGUAUGUUGUUUAAGGAUGUGAAAGAAUUUAGAGAAGCAAUAACUAAAUAUACAGUUAGAAGAAGGGUUCAAGUGGAGAAGUGGGUGAAUGAGCCAAAGAAAGUUAGAGUUAGAUGCAAAGAUGGUUGUCCAUGGCUUUUGUAUGGAUGUCUUGACAAGACAACAAACAAUUUCAUGAUAAAAACCAAAAUAUACUUGCAACAAGACAACUAGAAAUUACUUGUGCAAUGCAAAGUUUUUAUCUGAAGCCUUUAGAGUAAGAAUAACAGAGCAACCAAACAUAAGAGUCUUGAAGUUGCAGGAGUUGAUUAGGAAAAAGUUUAAACUUCAUGUUGGCAGGACUACUGUGAGAAGAGCAAGAGCUAAAGUGGUGAAAGAUAUAAUGGGUGAUCAUGAUGUGGAAUUUGGAAGGAUACUUGACUACAAGGAUGAAUUGUUGAGGACCAAUCCAGGGAGCAGUUGUGUUGUAAAAGUUGAUGAACAUGAUACAGAAGGCAAAUCAAUAUUUCAGAGUUUUUACAUUUGUUUUGAUGCUUUAAAGAAGGCAUGGAUACAUUGUAGGAAGUGCAUAGGCUUAGAUGGUUGUUUUCUUAAAGGGGUUUGUAAAGUCCAACUGUUAGUUGUUGUGGCCAGGGAUGGUAACAGUCAGAUGUUGCCACUUGCUUGGGCAAUAGUGGAAAAGGAGAACAAACACACAUGGACCAUGUUUGUGAAGUGCAUAAGGGAUGAUUUGGGACUUGGAGAUGGUAAAGGUCUCACAUUGAUUACAGACAUACAAAAGGAAACACCAUCAACACCAUCAGAAGGUGAGCCUUCAGUAAAAAGGGGAAGAGGAAGACCUAAAAAAACAUCAUCAGUAGCACCUAGUGCACCUCCCCUACCUACUGCACCUACUGAUUUUCCUGCAUCCUCUUCUGCUCCUCCUACUUAUCAUGCAUCAUCUUCAAUAGCUGGUACUACUAAAAGAGGAAGGGGUAGGGGCAGGGGAAACACAUCUCCAGAGAAAAAGACCAGGAGUCAUGGGAAUGGAUGUGUUCCAAGCUGCAAAUAGCUUCAAAGUCAUGAAUGGAGUCUUUGAUUUAUGUUAACAGCUUAAUCCUAGUUUAGUUAAACAUUUUAAAUAUUGAUAUAGUCCUAAUUUUACUAUAGCCUGGCAUGCAAAGUAGUAAAAUCUACUCCACUGGACAAGCAAGAGUAACAAGAUAAUCUGAUGUAACUGGUGACGUUGGUUAUACACCAAGCAAUACAACUAAGCUGAAAUGGAAUGGCAAAGAAGCAAUCUCAACAAGCAAACUUCAUGAGCUUAGAGAGAAGCAAAGAAAGAACAAUGGGAAGUAGUUCAAGUCAAAAUAACACUUCUUCAAAAUCAAAGAUGCCAUGAAAAUUGUAGUGACAUUGAUGUAUUUAAGCACUUUUAAGUUAAUGACCUGCUAUUUUCGAUUUUUGUUGGUA